Molecule: messenger RNA, 309 nt
Organism: Aspergillus pseudoviridinutans
Lineage: Eukaryota; Fungi; Ascomycota; Eurotiomycetes; Eurotiales; Aspergillaceae
Exons: 1
Coding region: 1-309 (102 amino acids)
Source: RefSeq, a predicted model, not a curated record
AUGCCAACUCCGAGUUUCCGUGGUAAACAAGCCUACAAGUCCUAUAUACUCCGACUUCCGCACCAUGGAUAUACCAGAGCCAAACAACUACAGCACCUCCAAUUGCAAAACAGUAAAGCGGAAGAUCUCAUCAUCCUUGGAUCCCAUCGCAUCACGCUAGAUCUUCACUGCAAAGGCCCGUCCCGUGGCCACUCCGACGAAAGCGACCCAGACGUCACUGACUCCUCCACCUCGGGCGUGCGGAAGCGGGAAGCUGAGCUCGUCCAGAUGGAAAAGGAUUUCCCAAUUCCCACACGGCCCCCGAUCUAA